GCAUGUACGAGAAAGGGGAUCCUUUGUGCGUAGUGUCGAGGAAACAUUGUCAUAAUAACGAAUCGCGCGUGCAAUGAGUUCGGCCUGCUAUUCCAACGCUGUCAACAAGACGUUCGUCCAGGAACUAGACGGAAAAUAAAUGGUUCAGACUCGAACUCCUGACCUGCUAAAAGGUCCAGGAUUCAAUUACGAUACAAAGCGACUGUAGAACUGGCGUCACUUGGAAUCGUCUUUUAUACAUUUUCACAAAGUUGAAAAACCGGCUGACACCGCAUAGCUACGAACUACCAGUAAUUGAAUGAAUUAUUGAAAAAAUUCUAUGAAAACUGGUUUUCAACUAUCAUGGUCUCUAAAAUUCUCAUUCGACCGAGAACAGUGCCAUUCUGAUGGACAGAAUAAAAUCCCACUCCACAUGGGGUGGGUGCGUGCUCGCUCCAGUUGUCAAGUGACAAAUUUUCCAGCUCAGAAAUUGGCUUAUUUUACUGGAAAAUAAAAAUCGAGAGAGGGGUGAGUCUUCGCAGUGUAACAUUUGCGUGGGUAUAUGCGUACGGCAAAGGUGAAUAUCGAUUAGGAUGUUCACUGUAGCGUUGAUAGAUUCAAAUUCAUUCAACGAACAAUUGAGUCUAGUUACAACUAAUUGCAACUUGACCCCCGAAAACUGACACACGAUAGAGCGUUUUAAUCUAUCACCGAUAACCUUCGUUAUUGAUAAUAAUUAUCGAAUGAAAACUCGCUCUGUAGACUCAUAAAUAAUUUCCGCUAGUUUAUUUUAAAAUAGUUCAGUGAAGAUUACACUCGUCGAGUAUUUUGAGAUUCGGACGCACACGUGUCAGAUUAUAAUCAUCAAGAGCCGUCGAAACGGUCGCCAGUUAAAUUAUCAACAGGUGCAGCGGGCACAACGAUGAGGUAGAAGGUGUACCGAAGUAUUCACCUGCAAUGAAUCGGAUGCAAAGUAAAUACAUCGUCUUGGGAUUGCCAGGACUCACGAUGGUAUCCAUAUCAGGUUCUGGCGCCUCGUUUCAUCAAAACGAUGACUCGAUCGCUUGCGAUUUGAGGAUUGAUUACGAUCAGCGAAUGAAAAUUGACGCUUUCACGCUGAUAGCUUUAAUUAGCGGAGGACUCUUGAUAGCCGUGCCAGGGGAUUUGUUCAGUCGUUUGAAGCCCAUGAUCGUGUCACUUAUUUUUUAUGGAACGAGCACCUUGUCCCUGGGAUUCUGCCAGGAAUAUCAUUGCUUCGCGUCGUUGUCGAUCUUCAAGGCUUUCUGGACCUCGGCGCUCCUCGCGAUUACCGUGGUUUACGUGAGUGAGACUCAGACUCCGAGGUCUAGAGCAUCGGAUUUGUGUUAUCUGCAGAUUUUCUUGCUGAUCGGACUGAUAGUCCCCACGAUUUUUUCCACCCCAUGGCGCGUGUCGCAAUUUAUUUUCGGCUCAUUAGCUUUGGCCACUGCACCGCUGGUAUACUGUUUCCUCAAAGAAAGUCCGCGGCUUCUCUCAGCCCUUGGAAAACCCGGGGAAUCAUCGGCGGACGAUACAUCGGAAGAUGAUGCUGGAAAUGAUAGCAAACAGCUCGAGACCUACGUAUCGAUGGCUUUGCGGCCGCCUUGGUACUCCGUACUCAUCGUUUUGCAGAUAAAAUUCUUCUUUCAACUUUGCUACUUUACGAUGAGCAAUUGGUUCAAAGAAAUGAGCUCUAAUAACGUCCUCGUGUUCGCAAUAAUGAAGAACAAGGUCGAUUGCAAACUAGGAGACAAAUAUUUGACAUGGAAGCCUGACCUCCGCGAAAAUAAUGGACUCGACUGCAGCUCAUAUGAUGUUCGAAGUGCGGAUUACCGGAGACAAGUUUUGCUGAUCACCCUGAUAGCGCUUCCAUUUUUAAUCUGGAUGAUAGCACGCCUCGAUCAUCUCGGCAGAUCAUAUUUUAUUGCCUUGAGCCACGUCAUCGUGGGGCUCUUAUCCUUCCUGGUUCACUUCGUCAUCGGCACAAACCGUGGAGCUUUUUACACGAGCUUGAUGUCGAGUAUGUGGAUAGUCAGUGAUACCGUAGCUUCGUGUUUGGCCACGGAGUUUUUCAAGACUCGAGUGAGGGUCCUCGGCGUCGGACUUACGAACGGUUUCGGGUACUUGGGUAUGACGGUUGGGAUGUACGGAAUGCUUUCAAAGGGAGGAACGAACUGCAUUUCAGUGAUUUCUAUCGCAGGGAUACUUUCAACAGCGAAAGGAGUCAUGGCGGGGUCUGUGGCAACCCUAGCGAUCCUUUGGAUAUCUCUUCAGGGUACGGGAAUUAUGUUACAACCAACUUUCAUGGACUGCGCCAAACUUCCCGUACCUCUUCAGAAUUAUCUCGCAGCUUACACGAGCCUUCCGGCGAUGAUGCACCAACCAGAUUUGGUAUUGAGCGCGCGAGCUUUUCCGGAUCAUCGAGUAUUUCCUGCGAUGGACCGUAAGCUCAUAAAUUCUUCGUUAUGUUUUGGAGAAACUGUUGUCGCUCGAUCGGAGAGACUCGAAGACAAUAUAGCCGGGGCUGGAAUCGCAUUCGCGAACGAUACACCGACUCAGGGUCAGUAUGCCUACUGGUUUCCAACCGAAGAUGCCCACAGGAAGAGCAUCGAGGCUCGUAUCGUUGCCAAGGCAUCGAGUUACCUUCUCCAAAACAGCUGCCCGCGAUUUGGUCUGCGGAAUAAAGCGUGUGCCCGAUUCAUUUCGACUUUGAAAAUGCAAGAAUCGUCGAUCGGGGCGCGUUGCGCUAGAGAACAGGAGGUGGAUUGCAACCGAAAUUCGCGUUACAGAACGAUCGAUGGUUCCUGUAACAAUCUGAAUAAUCCUAAAUGGGGAAGUGCCAUGACCGCCUACUCGAGGGUCUUGUUUCCCAGCUACGCCGAUGGUGUCCAAGAACCGAGGCGGCCUGAAAUCAGAGGGAAGAAGCUUCCCAGUCCGAGAUCCGUCAGUUCGAGCAUCUCUUCCAAUGACAACCCCGAAGUUGAGUCCUCGAACACUCUCGCUGUCAUGAAAUGGGGACAGUUCGUUGCUCACGACGUGUCGCACACCCCGAUGAGCAGAAUGGUCACCAAUAACAAGCCGAUUUUCUGCUGUCGUUCUAACGGAAAUUUUCUGGCGCCUCGUUACGUACAUCCUGACUGUUUGCCCAUUUCUAUCCCGGAGAAUGACUCGAUUUAUGGAAAAGAUCGAAUCCGUUGCAUGAACUAUGUCCGAUCUAUGCCUGCUCUGCGACCAGACUGCACGUUCGGACCUACGGAGCAGAUGAAUCAAGUUACUCACUACCUGGACGGUUCUACCGUUUAUGGAUCAUCGCUGAAAGCUUCUCAUAGACUGCGGAGCUUCCAGGGCGGUCUUCUCCGUGUUGAAAAUAAAGAAGGAUAUGAUUAUCUGCCAACCGCAGACGAAGAACCAGCUUCACUUUGCAACGACGAAGAAUGUUACUCAGCUGGUGACUUUAGAGUGAACCAUGAUCCCCACCUGGCAGUGAUGCACACGAUAUGGCAUCGGGAACACAAUCAAAUCGCUGCGCAAUUGGCUAAUUUGAACCCUUUAUGGAACGAUGAAAUUCUUUAUCAGGAAGCUCGCAGAAUUGUCAUAGCUGAAAUCCAGCAUAUAACUUACAACGAAUGGCUCACUGUCAUCCUAGGAAAAAAUCAAACCCGUUACGGACAACUUUUCCCGACAAACCCCGACGGAUUUUCUCACAUUUACAAUAAUUUGGAUAAUCCAUCGAUCAGCAACGAAGCGGCUACCGCUGCUCUGCAGUUCAUAAAUUCAUUGGUUCAGGGAAAUAUGAGGAUGCAUGAUGAAGAACGUCGGGUCAUUGGAACUCUACAUCUCCAUGAAUAUUUUGGAAAAUCCAAGAUUAUUGAAAGUCACGACGUCUUGGAUAGCCUUGUUCGUGGAUUGACUACUCAGAAUGCUCAAAAAAUGGACGCUAACGUUACCCCGGACAUGACGCACAAACUUUACAAAACACAUGGGAAGCACGGAAUGGACUCGAUCAGUCUUGAUAUCCAACGUGGUCGCGAUCACGGACUUCCUGGAUACAAUCAUUAUCGAAAAUAUUGCGGACUCCCCUUCGCCACGCAUUUCGAUGAUUUCCUUGACACCAUUCCGGUCGAGAUGGUGAGAAAGCUAAGCAUGAUCUACAACCACCCUAACGACGUUGACCUUGUGGUUGGGGGAACGGCAGAGCGACCCAAUAAAGAUGGGCUUUUAGGACCGACUUUCGGUUGCCUUAUUUCUGAACAAUUCGCUCGUCUUCGUCGCACAGAUAGAUUCUUCUACGAAUCCACCGCGCAGCCUCAUCCGUUCACUGCUGAUCAACUCAACAGCAUUCGCAACGUUUCGUUGGCCCGAGUAUUCUGCGACAACGGCGACAAUAUCUCGAACAUGCAACCGUACGUUUUCCUGAACAUUCAACCUGGAAACGAGCUUGCGUCGUGUGACGAUUUCGAGGCAAUUCCUAGCGUCGAUCUAUUUGCAUGGGCCGAGAAGGCAAAAGCCUAUCGUUGAAUGUCUCAUUGAUUGGCUGGUCACAAUAUCCGUAUGGAAUCCCUGGGGACUCGCGACGUUCUCCGUCCGCAUUUAUGGAAGGUAUUAGAAAUUUUCCGAAAAAAUGAUGACUGCCGUUAGCUGAUAAUAGGUAAAAAAAAAAAAAAAAAAAAACAACAACAACUAUCGAAGACAAGGGGGAAAAAGAUCGUCGCUCCGGGGCGCCGUGAAAAUAAUUAAUGACAUCGCGUAAAAAGUUUCGAUGUUAGAAAAAAUUACGGCGAAGGACGAGGAAGUGGCAGCAAGCGAAAGAUGAUGAUGAAAAUAGGUGACUAGUCGAUCGAUUAGCAGUAAAAAAAAGAUUUACGUCGGUCGCUGGAGACCAUAAAAAGAAAAAAAAAAACUGACAACGUGCGUCGUCUGCAUAUUUUAUCUUGACUGAAACGACAGAAAAAUGUCGAUAGUGACAAAAUAUGAGGUAAGACGUACUACGGUAUUAAUUUAGUUGACUAAGGAACAAACUAUUAUUAUACCUAAUAUUUUUUAUAACUAAAAAAAAUGAUAGUUUCUUCGUACUUAUUAUGAAUUAUCUUUCAUUGAUUCAUGAAUAUCUCGUAGCCAUGAUCAUAGGCGUAUAAUUAUUUUUUCGUUCUCAUUUUUUGGGAAUAAUUAUCAAUUCUCGACUCGUUUCGAGAUCAAAAAAAAUCGUUACGAGGCUGAUGUUACCCAUUUUGACUUCAGUUAGAUAGACUAAGAGCCUUCGUUUGGUAGUUUUGUUCAUUGUUAUAAGUUUUUAUUUUUGAGUUCCUUCCCGCAAAUCAAGCACUCGUUCACACGAACAAUUACAGUUGUAGAACUUCGCAGAGAUCAUUACUCCCAAGUUUUUGAUCUCGUCCAUGAAUUAUUUUUAUCUCCCCACGAUCAGUAAUCACGUUUCAACGACUGAUUAGAGUUAGAUUUUUGAACAAGAAAUGUAUAUUAACUUUAUUUACUGUUGUAACAUUUACACUCAUCGGCAAUAAUUCGAGCAAUCAACUCCGGUUAUCGUUGAUAAAAUUAUGCGUACUCUUUUGUAUCUCUCUACUGGAUAUUAAGCAUAAGCACCAAUAAAUAAAUGUAAGACUACUGAAAAA
Athalia rosae (coleseed sawfly) is the source of this 5627-nucleotide messenger RNA. Its product is annotated as peroxidase-like. Gene Ontology annotation, molecular function: peroxidase activity; heme binding. The record is from RefSeq and is a predicted model, not a curated record. The coding region runs from base 937 to 4515 and encodes 1192 amino acids. The transcript is spliced from 21 exons. NCBI's taxonomy places the organism in Eukaryota, Metazoa, Arthropoda, Insecta, Hymenoptera, Athaliidae. Gene Ontology annotation, biological process: response to oxidative stress.